GGGAGGGCAAGGGCGGAGCCCGGCCUGGGUGAACUCUGGUCGAAGUGGCCCGGCGCUUGGGACCUGGUGAAGGUAGCAGCGGCAGCGACAUGGCCUUUGCCUCUGAGGACAUUGCAUACCACAGCUCAAAUGCUGUCUACAGAGCCCCAAGCAACCGUCAUGAAGCUGACCAGGAAGCCCUACUGGGAAAACCACUAGACUACCCAGCCCCAGGCCUGCAGAGGCCAGAGGACCGCUUCAAUGGUGCCUAUAUCAUCUUCUUCUGCCUGGGAAUUGGCGGCCUACUACCCUGGAACUUUUUUGUCACUGCCAAAGAGUACUGGGCAUUUAAACUCCGAAACUGCUCCAGCCCAGCCUCCGGGAAGGACCCAGAGGAUGCAGACAUCCUGAACUACUUUGAGAGCUACCUGGCGGUUGCUUCCACUGUGCCUUCCCUGCUGUUUCUGGUGGCUAACUUUCUGCUUGUCAACAGGAUCCGGGUGCAUGUCCGAGUUCUGGCCUCACUGUCCGUCUCCCUGGCCAUCUUUGUGGUUAUGGCCGUGCUGGUGAGGGUGGACACGUCAUCCUGGACCCGGGGCUUCUUCAGCAUCGCCAUGGCGUGCAUGGCCAUCAUCAGCAGCUCCUCCACCAUCUUCAAUAGCAGCGUGUAUGGCCUGACGGGCUCGUUCCCCAUGAGGAAUGCCCAGGCACUGAUAUCAGGAGGAGCCAUGGGAGGGACAGUCAGCGCUGUGGCCUCCCUGGUGGACCUGGCAGCAUCCAGUGACGUGCGAGACAGUGCGCUGGCCUUCUUCCUGACAGCAGCAAUCUUCCUUGGGCUCUGUGUGGGGCUCUACCUACUGCUGCCCCAACUGGAGUAUGCCAGGUACUACAUGAGGCCGGUUGUCCCAAUCCACGUGUUUUCUAGUGAAGACAGCCCACCCCAGGAUGCUCCCAGCACCUCCUCCGUGGCCCCUGCAUCCAGAGCGGUGCACACGCCACCCCUCGGACCCAUCCUGAAGAAGACAGCUGGCCUGGGGUUCUGCGCCAUUUUCCUCUACUUCAUCACCGCCCUUAUCUUCCCCGCCAUCUCCACUAACAUCCAGUCCAUGCACAAGGGCACCGGCUCUCCAUGGACCUCCAAGUUCUAUGUGCCCCUCACCGUCUUCCUCCUUUUCAACUUUGCUGACCUCUGCGGCCGACAGGUCACAGCCUGGAUCCAGGUGCCAGGUCCUAGGAGCAAGCUGCUCCCCAUACUGGCAGUCUCUCGCGUCUGCCUUGUGCCUCUCUUCCUGCUCUGUAACUACCAGCCACGCUCACACCUGACCGUGGUGCUUUUCCAGUCUGACAUCUACCCUAUACUCUUCACCUGCCUCUUGGGGCUCAGUAAUGGCUACCUCAGCACGCUGGUGCUCAUGUAUGGGCCCAAGAUUGUGCCCCGGGAGCUGGCUGAGGCCACCAGUGUGGUGAUGCUGUUCUACAUGUCACUGGGUUUGAUGCUGGGCUCAGCCUGUGCGGCCUUGCUUGAGCACUUUGUCUAGGAGGGGCGGCAAGGAUGUGGGUUCUGUGUGAGUGAGUGUGGUUUGGGUCCCUGGGACCUGGACAGGGUGAGCCGAGGUCUCAUGGCGUUAAGCAAGGGGUUGGUGUUUUGCUUGAUGUACAGCAGAGCCCACUCAGACUGUCUUUCUCUCAGACACAUCCUUGCACAUCUUGUGCAAGGAGACAUUCCAGACACAGCCCAGCACGGUGGCUCACACUUGUAAUCCCAGCAUUCAAGAGGCUGGAGCUAGAGGACUGCUGUGAGUUCAAGGCCAGCCUGGCUCCAAAGAAAAACCCUUUCUCAAAAAAAAAAAAAAAAAAAAAAAAAAAAAAAAAAAAAAAGUAAGCUAAAAACAAAAACCCUGAGACAUUCCAAACACUUCAACACUUCAAGCGAACACUCCAGAGCCGAUGGCAGGACGAGGUUGUAGCCGGGAUCUAGCCCAGUUGGGAGGAUGCUUGUUUAGCAUUCAUGAUGCCCCAGCUCCCACACCCAGUCCGGCAUAAACUGGACAUGUCAGUGAAAGCCCGUAAUCCUAGCUCUUGAAAUCCUAGCUCUUGAAAGGUGGAAGCAGGGGUGGGGGGAAGAUCAGAGAUUCAAGGUCAUCCUCAGCUACAUAAGGACUUGAGGCCAACCUGGGCUACAGGAGGUGCUGUCUCAAAAGAAAAAAAGAGGCACAGUUGUAGAGAGUGGGGUGUGUUCCCUUCACAGCUCAUAGUCACCUGUGUCGAACUUGUGUUGUCACAAGGCCAGAACCCAGCCUCACUCUUUCCGACUGAAGCGAGGUGGGCAAGAAUCUUCAGAGGUCCCUGUUCUGAAAGAGGCUCCUGGAUCUGAGGUCCCCUCUGCAAUGGCCAGUACUCAGACCUGGGGGCCCAAGCACAUUGCUGAUUCCUGAGCUCUGUGCAUGAGAGUGGGGCCAACCAUCUGGAAAGUCCCACAAGGCAGGCCUCCUAAGCCUUCCUCCCUGAGGCCUGGGCUCCCGGAGGCUCCCUUUGUUAGGGACUGGGCCUGGAAAGCCUCGUCUCCAAAUGAGAUCCAUAUCUCCCAGUGGCCUACCUGCAGCCUAUUUAGGGUAGGGGAAGUCUUUUAAACAGUCAUGUUUACAGCUCUUUGGGGCCCUUGGUUCAAGGGCAUAAUAAAUACUGGGAUUCUCAAUGUGA
Molecule: messenger RNA, 2679 nt
Organism: Rattus rattus (black rat)
Lineage: Eukaryota; Metazoa; Chordata; Mammalia; Rodentia; Muridae
Gene: Slc29a3
Product: solute carrier family 29 member 3
Exons: 6
Coding region: 90-1517 (475 amino acids)
Biological process (GO): nucleoside transmembrane transport
Cellular component (GO): Golgi apparatus; plasma membrane
Molecular function (GO): nucleoside transmembrane transporter activity
Source: RefSeq, a predicted model, not a curated record